Molecule: messenger RNA, 1987 nt
Organism: Gadus morhua (Atlantic cod)
Lineage: Eukaryota; Metazoa; Chordata; Actinopteri; Gadiformes; Gadidae
Gene: gpr174
Product: G protein-coupled receptor 174
Exons: 3
Coding region: 577-1566 (329 amino acids)
Biological process (GO): phospholipase C-activating G protein-coupled receptor signaling pathway; positive regulation of Rho protein signal transduction
Cellular component (GO): plasma membrane
Molecular function (GO): G protein-coupled receptor activity
Source: RefSeq, a predicted model, not a curated record
CCCCAGAAAUAACAGGAAGCAUCAUCUUCACUGCACGUGUUAAGAUAAAGUGAGGAAGAGGAAGGGGAAAGAGAAGCCAGAGAAGUAUAGUAGAAUAGCAGAAUAGUACCAAAAACUGAAAGAAUGGCAACACAGGAUAGGCAAAUUAGGUAUUAUUUAAAGAGUUAUGAUAGCACAGGAGGGAGAUUCAAUAGGGUGAGUUGAGAUUGUGGUGGGUGUUCAUAUGGGUUGGAUAAGGAAAGUUAGGGGCGGGGGGGAUUGACUUUUGUUCUUCGGUGCCUGUGCUCUUCAGUCUUUCUACUGAGAAGGGAACGUUGACAGACGCCUGAGCUCCGGCAAAACACCAGGACGUCCCAGAUAAGAGUGAGAUCAUGGGACCAGGACUGGGACAUUAGUGGCUCUACUGGUAAAUGGAUGGCGUGGACGACGCUCACAGCAAACACCUCUCCCCACAGACGACAACAAAGCACCUUGGCUGGAUAAUACAAGAGGAAAAGCAAGUGGGUGUAGGAGGAAGCACAACCCCUUGAUGGAUCGAGGUGCUAGGCAGAGCCAGAGAUCAAAAGCAGAACAGUCAUGAAGAUGAGCGGAGUGAACCAGAGCUGUGUCAGCAACACGGAGCUCCAGACCUACCAGCACCAAGUCUAUGUGGUGGUGUACGCCAUCAUCUUUACCCUGGGGCUGCCUUGUAACUUGGUAGCGCUCUGGGUUUUCCGGCAGUACGUGAAGGAGACCAAGAAAGCAGUGUUGUUCAUGAUGAACCUGGCCUUGGCCGACCUGAUGCAGGUGCUCACCUUGCCCCUGCGGAUCUACUACUACCAUUACAACAAAUGGCCCUUCGGCCAGCCCUUCUGCAUCUUCUGCUUCUAUCUCAAGUACGUCAACAUGUACGCCUCCAUCUUCUUCUUGGCGUGCAUCAGCCUGCGCCGGUGCGAGCUCAACAUGUAUCCCCUGAAGCACAGCUCGUCCAAGAAGAAGGGAGACUUGGUCGUCUGCGUCUCAGGCUGGCUGCUGGUCUUCCUCUGCUGCAUCCCCUUCCCCGUCCUCCGCACCCCCAUACAGCCCCAGGCGGACCUCAACCCCGAGGCCGGCGGCGAUGCCCUGGUCAGUGCUACGAGCCCCAGCCUCCGGGGUCCUGCCGGAAACGAGGUUUGCUUCUCAGAGCUGCCCAUGCAGCCCGUGGGCAUACCGGUGGCCUGUACCCUCAUCAUCAUGGCCGAGUUGCUGGGCUUCAUCCUGCCCUUAGUCCUGGUGCUCGUGUGCGCCUGCCUGAACGUGGCGAGCCUGCGGAGCCGGACGGAAGGGGUGUCACAUGACCGGCGGGAGCAGCGGCGGGCCAUGAAGCUGGUGAUGAGCUGUCUGAUGGUGUUCCUGGUGUGCUUUGUCCCGUACCACGUGACCUUUCCCCUGGACUUCCUGGCCAAGGUGGGCGCCCUGGGGUGCAGCGUGCGGGAGCAGGUGCUGCGGAGCCACCCGUGGACGCUGUGCCUGGCGAGCAUCAACUCCUGCCUGGACCCCAUCAUGUACUAUCGCACCACCAAAGAGUUCUGGAGGCGGGGACGUUGAGGCGUCGGCUGACACGCCGAGGAACCCUACCGUGCGCUGCCUCAAAAACCGCCAAAAGGUGGUUCUUGUUGUGGACGAUUUGUUGAAUGUAAUUUUUUUAUAUUGCAUCUUUGUUUUAGGUAUCUUUUUUAAAACACAGGGGUGUUUUUACUAUUGUUUCCAUUUGUACUACUCCGUUAGUUAUAUUUCCUUUGCAGCAGGAGAACGGAUUUUCCUUUUGUCUACCAGAAAGCCCCCACACCAUUUAAUGUGAAACAGAAGGUCAAAGCUCUGAACGCCGAGGGAAAAAGGUGGUAUUGACACAGGACUUGUCAAUGCCACUGAGUGAAUGUAUAGAAUACCGAAACCAUUUAAAGAAGCAUUUCUUUGGGAGAAAUGAUGUUGGAUGAAACUAUUGUAUGAUUAAACUAUUUAAUUAAUA